Molecule: messenger RNA, 1219 nt
Organism: Perca fluviatilis (European perch)
Lineage: Eukaryota; Metazoa; Chordata; Actinopteri; Perciformes; Percidae
Product: butyrophilin subfamily 3 member A3-like
Exons: 6
Coding region: 421-894 (157 amino acids)
Source: RefSeq, a predicted model, not a curated record
GUCAAAUCAUGUGAGUGAGACACGGAACAUUCAAAAGAGCUCCAUGAUGCUUUUCCACACAGAUGGAAAGUGCCUUAAACCUCAUCUCAGAACACUCCGUGUUUUCACUCUUCUCCUAACAUACUUCUGUAGAGGUCAAUCUCAGCUGAUUGGCUCAUCAAUAGUAGCAACACUUGUUGAUGACAUCAUCUUACCAUGUCAACUGGAGCCUGUGGAAGAUGCUACUGACUUGACAUUGGAGUGGACGAGGUCUGACCUGAACCCCAGAUUUGUCCAUGUGUGGCGUUCUGGGAAAGAACUUGUGAGUAAAAAACACAAAUCCUUCGAAGGAAGAACAUCGCUGUUCAUCGAUGAGCUGAUGUUUGGAAACAUUUCACUGAAACUGUCCAAACUGAAACUCGCUGAUCGGGGAACAUACAGAUGUUUUAUUCCAGCACUGGACAGUCUUUUGUUCAACUAGAUGUUGGUGCUGUUUCCUCACCGACCAUCAGUUUAGCAGGGACUGACCGAGACAAAGGAGGAGUAGUUCUACAGUGUGAGUCUAAAGGCUGGUAUCCAGAGCCUGAGGUGUUGUGGCUGGACGGUGAGGGAAACCUCCUCCCUGCUGGACCUUCAGAGACAGUCAGAGGUCCUGAUGAUCUCUAUACUGUCAGCAGCAGAGUGACUGUGGAGAAGAGACUCAGCAACAGCUUCACCUGUAGAGUCCAGCAGAAGAACACCAACCAGACCAGAGAGACAGAAAUCCAUGUUCCAGAUGAUUUCUUUGAGGUCCAGUCCAGUUCUUCUCCCAUCAUCACUGGCUUGGCUGUUAGUUUGUCUGGUUGCAUUCUGUUACUUCUCUUUUCUGUGUGGAAAUGGAGACAAAACAAAAUCAAAAUGAAGAUAAGCCACUAGGAUAAAACUGAUAAAGAAGAAAACACUGCAGAAGAAACCUUGUCUUUGAAAGAAGAACAGGUAAAGAAGAUUAAACUUGUAAGUAAAGAAACAGGAAGGACUUUCAGGGAGAGAAAUAAACUAAAGGAGGUAAAGUAAAGUUUGAUCUGAGCUAGAAGGAUAGAAAAUGAUUACAUCCAGACUCAGGAUCUGUGUUUCCAAAGGAAGUAAGAAGAGUACAAAAGCAGCUAAAACAACUAACGGUAACACUUUACUUGAAGGUAUCUACAUAAGAGCGACAUGACACUGUCAUGAACACAUGAACCCUAACCCUAACCAUUACUUC